This is a messenger RNA of Oryzias melastigma (Indian medaka), 2868 nucleotides long. RefSeq lists its product as uncharacterized. The record is from RefSeq and is a predicted model, not a curated record. Lineage: Eukaryota; Metazoa; Chordata; Actinopteri; Beloniformes; Adrianichthyidae.
AGUCAGGGGUCGGGUUGCUCAGCUGUCCAGUGCUGUGUUCACAGUGAGCGAUGGAAGCGCGCCCCCGACACUUCAGGUGAAUGAGAGGGAAGCAGAGGAGCGGGACACUGCUCUCGGCGCGUCGCUCUGAAACGGAACAAUUAGGAAAAUGACUUGUAUUACGUCGCUUGGGGCGCAUGCUUUGAUGACAGCCUGUCUCUUUUUCGUGGUGGGAUGCGUUGCACAGAAAGUUUACUUUGACUGUGGAGCUAAAGUGGAAGUGAUGGAUGUUCAAGGCCUCAUUCUGUCCCCUGGUUUUCCCUAUAACUACUCCUCUGGGACACAUUGUGUUUGGGAGUUCAUUGUGCCCAUUGAUUACCAGCUGGUUCUGGAGAUAUUUGACUUUGAUGUGUUUGAAAGUCAUGACUCUACAGCUAAAUAUUCUGCCGUCUCUAAGUUUGAAGAGGCAGAGGAGGAAGUAGCCUUUAUUCCUGCCGGGGCCACAGCAGACGAAACCUUGUCUGUUGUAGAAGAACCCGUGGAUCUUCAGGCGGAAGGGGACGUCUCAAAGAAUCAACAAUCUUCCCAAGACGGGGAUACCAAGCAAGUUGUCCUCCAAGAACGGUCCACAAAAAUGGAGAUUGCCAAAGUCUUGAAUUCUGCCAAAAGAUCUGCAGAUUCUCCCUUGAGCCAAUCCUCACAACCACCCCAUUCUUUCCUCAUCCUACACAGCGACACCCCUGCAGAGGACAUGGCUGUCAACUCUGCCAAUCCCAGCUCCAACUCGAGCACAGCUGUGGGGGAGACCACCCUUCCUUCACCGCACUUUACCGAAACCCCAUCUGUGAGCCCUCAGACCCAACAGUCCGUGAUGGACGUCUGUCCCCACGACGUCCUCUACAUCUCAGACCUCAUUACGUUUUCAUCCAGGUUUUGCGGGGCCAACCGACCCCCUGGCAGCCAGCUGGUUUUUGGCUCAAACCAGGAAAUGGUGGAGGUCAUCAUGGAGCUCAUAACCACUACCCACUGGGGGCGGGGUUUCGCUCUUCUCUUCCACUACCAUAACUUGACGGAGUCGGAGACCAACCAACGAACCACGUAUUCGUCUGGCAGCAACGCAGACUCUGUACUGGCAGCUGUAAGCGGAGCUGCCUUCUUCACCAUGAUACUCACAGGUGUCCUCUGCAUCAUCUUCAGACCCAAACUGUGUCCAAAACGAGCCAGUUCCUGCACAUCCAGCAACUCUGAGGUGCCUGAAGGAGUUCAGAACACAGCAGCAGAGGUCAGCGAGCUCCAGCUGAUGGCUGAGAAUCAGGCCGACCUGGAGACGGCUGCAGAAGCGGACCCAAACGACGACAGUCCCCCACAUACAGCAAUUGUUGCAGAUGGAGAAGUUGCUGGUAACACAGAGGUGGACCUUUCCUGCUGCGGUCUGACUGAACUCGACCUCGGCGCGGACGAGGUCUUCAUCGUGUCGUCAAACACCACCCCAAGUGGACUGCCCUUCUCCCCACUCACACAACCAGAGCGUUUCCUGCGACACAGUGACACCGGCCCCAGCCCUUCAGGGGACUGGCCCUCAGCAGACCCGAACAGCUCCCCCAUCGGUGGCAGAUCGUUCAAGGAGGGCAGCGGUAGCUGCUCCAGACCGAGAGCGUGGAGUGUGCGCACCUUCCAGGACUUCCUCCCCCCUCUGCCGCAGCUGCACAAGAAGUGGUGCAGCUGGAACUCCACCAGUCCCUUCACCAAGCUGGUGGACAGCGCUCCGCCCAGUUUGAGAUCUGAUUGCAGAGGUGCCGACAGCCGGAAGGUUUUCUCUGACGUCCACCUGGAAGCCAACGGCGAUUCUAGCAACAUCUCCGAUUCAUCCAUCAGCAACGCCUCCUACCCGCUCGCGCAGCCGGCGCAGAGGCAGCGGCGUCUCAACUCCACCAGCAACCUGCUCCGCUCCAGAUUCACGGGGCCUUGUUUUGGCCUGCUCACCGAAAACAAAAGACCCGCUGAGGGGGUUCCUCCGGCCUCCCCGUCUGAACCUGCCCAGGGCUUCUCCUCCUCCUCCUCCACCCAAUGUCAGGCUGAAAGUGGCCUCGCUGGAAAGAGGCGCGAUUUCCCAAGCGAGGCCGAUCACAUCAGCGUGCCCGUCUUUGCCAUCUCUGAAGAGGAGGACCGGCAGCCUCUGGUCUCAGCCGAGCUCCUGGACCAGACGCCGGGCCCCGCGACACAGAACGGACUGAUACCGGGGACAUUUGAGAAAGCUCCAGUGGGGGGCCUGAGCCCCAAAAGGGCCCGAGCAGAGUGGAGGCCGUGGGGGAGUCAGGUGUCGGGAGGGAUGUGUCCUUUCCCUUCCAGCGGAUUUACAGAAUCCAACGACAGCAAGCCGUUCGUCAGUCUGUCCACGGGGCUGCUCACUGUCACCAACCAGAUGUGACGACCACUCCCCCCCCGGACUGUGCUAGUGCCACUGUGAAAAAUAACCUCCUGUCAUUCCAGUUAUCACAUCCUCCAUAGCUUCCUGAUGGCAAAUUCUAUAAAUGUUCAUCAAAACAUGCUGCUUUCAAUACCAAGGCACUGACUGCUGUUGUACUUUCUUAAAAAAAUCACCUUUUUAACCCCACGUAUGAAAUAGUUUUUUGAUAACAAGUUAAUAAAAAUAUUUUAUCAGUUACCCAAAAGUAUUAUGCCUAGCAUAGAGCCUCAGCUGAGUGUGUUCAUGGAUUAUCAAAGGGAAAUCUACGUAAGAGUAUAAAAAGUACUAAUAUACACUAUUAUUGUAGUAAAAACAGAAAUAGUGACAUUUAAAGUCUUUGUAAAUGUUUGUGAAGCUUUAAUAAAAAGUUAUUCACAAUUUGUGUCUCUUUGAUGAAACAUAUUGCAGAAUUUGAAUAUUUA